AUGGCAUCUGUAACAUACCGGGAGCCAAUAUCUAAAACUGUGGGAAAACGGAUGAUUUUUACAGGUCCAGAUUAUGUAAAGGAUUAUUUGCCUAAAGUGCAUCAGCAUACUUCCUAUAUAGGAGAAAAGCGUCCAGCAUUAGAAAAAACUGGAGAUCUCAGAUAUUUGUGGAGGUCUGCCCCAAACAGAAGCUGGCCAGCAAAAUAUAAAUAUGAGUACGUUGGUGGAGUUGGUUGGGGGAUACAAGACUAUAAUUGCAUCAACAAAUCAAGACAGGAGAGCGGUUUUCAUGUCAAGAGUGGAGAACUAACUUUUGAAGCUAUUAAUAAAAUAAACCACAGAUAUCAAAACCCAUGGCAACCGAAGCCUUUUAUCUUGGAUAAGCAAGGAAGACACGGUCGUGGUUUUAUGGCCUGGAACAUGAGUGAUUACGAAGACACCACUCAGAGGAAUUCCAAAUGGGCUGUCCUCGUUAGGCAGAGUAAAUCACCAUCACCAAGAGCUUCCAAACCUUCCAAGCUGCCGAAGCUAACAAAAACGGAAGCGGUAUGA
Sciurus carolinensis (gray squirrel) is the source of this 552-nucleotide messenger RNA. RefSeq names its product chromosome 10 C4orf45 homolog (gene Spmip2). The transcript is spliced from 4 exons. The record is from RefSeq and is a predicted model, not a curated record. NCBI's taxonomy places the organism in Eukaryota, Metazoa, Chordata, Mammalia, Rodentia, Sciuridae. Bases 1 to 552 code for a protein of 183 amino acids.